UUAGCAAGACAAUGGGAACAUACUUAAAACUGUCAACAAAAUUUCUGUCAGAAACAACAUUUGCUUAAAACCGCACCGUUCGGAAAUGCGCUGAAAAAUGGUAAACUCUGGCAACACUAUUUUUUUCGUAUACAACCAAACUGCACGUGGGUAAGCAAUUCUUCAUUAGCGGCUGAUGUUGAAUUGUUUUCAUUCGAUAAAAAUUAGAAAAGAGUGUUAAGAAUCAAAAUAUAAUAAUUAUGGAUGUAGUUAAAGAGGUUUUGGAAAAGCAAAAACGUGAUUUGGAGAAGUAUAAACCGAUAACAGUAGAAAAGCAUUUAGAGUGUCGGCUUGAUGUGGGAAUGAUGUUGUGCGUUGAUCCAAAUGACUUAGAAAAUAAAGAGUUAAAAAACAAUAAAGAAAAUUAUUUAACAGCCUUAACAAGAGACAACACACAGUUGAUUAUAAACGCAAUUUGGGAACUGCAAACUGAGCGGGUGGAUGAGUGCAUUGUAGCUAAGUUACCUGCACCGACAACAGUUUUACCGCGUUUAAGAAAGGUUCCGGGACCUAAGCCACUAACAAAAUGGGAAAAAUUCGCUAAAGAAAAGGGCAUUAAGAAGAAGACUAAAGAUAAGAAAACUUACGAUCAAGUUUUGGAUAAAUGGGUACCAGCAUAUGGUUACAAACGUGCUGAAGCAGAAAAAGAACGCGAUUGGGUGUUGGAGGUACCUAAAAAUGUGGAUCCUAAUGAAGACAUGUUCCAAAAGAAAAUUGAUUUGCGUAGCGAAAAAGUGGCGAAGAAUGAAAUACAGCGAAUGAGAAAUAUUGUUAGAGCUAGAAAAGUGAAUGUACCACGCACUGGUUACUUAGGUGCGGAAGCAGCAUCUUCAAGUCAACUAUUGACUGCAGUUACAGUAGCAAAAUCGUCAACAGCGUCGAUUGGCAAAUUUCAACAAAACUUACCUAAGGAAAAAGAAGCACGUGGUAAAGGUGUUAAAGAGUUGAUACCCGGAGGUAAACGCAAAGCUUCUCAUUUGGGUGAUCAACCCGAAAAAGAAGCUAAUUUGGAUUUAAUUAAAAGUGUGCUUAAUAAAAAACCCAAAUUCGAUGUGGAAAAGGCUAUUUCAUUGCAAAAACAAGAUGCAAGAAUGGAGAGAGAAGCUAAUGAAGCUAAUAACACUGGUAAAAAAGCGAAGAAGGGUAAAGGAAGCCGCAAAGCUGCCAAGAAACCUAAAAGUAAUCGUGGUCAAAGAGCGCCCGGAAAGAAAACACAUAUUGGUAGAAAAAGAAGGUGAUUUAUUUAAUAUCAGCCUAUGGUGUGUAAUAUAUAUUUACAGUUAUAAGUUAUAAUUUGAAAUAAAUAUUUAAUGAAUUUUUUAAACAAACAAAAAU
Molecule: messenger RNA, 1374 nt
Organism: Teleopsis dalmanni
Lineage: Eukaryota; Metazoa; Arthropoda; Insecta; Diptera; Diopsidae
Product: ribosome biogenesis regulatory protein homolog
Exons: 4
Coding region: 240-1277 (345 amino acids)
Biological process (GO): ribosomal large subunit export from nucleus; ribosomal large subunit biogenesis; ribosome biogenesis
Cellular component (GO): preribosome, large subunit precursor; nucleolus; nucleus
Molecular function (GO): protein binding
Source: RefSeq, a predicted model, not a curated record